AAUAAUUAUUUAACAUUUUGGGAAUACAUGUAAACUGCUUAUUGCACAUGUGACUUUCAUAAAAACUAUCCUAAAUUUUGCAUAAUUACUUACCGUUUUCAGAACACAGAUUAAAUAGAAUAUGGAGUAUGCUUUAAGCUUUCCAAAGAAUAGGAUAUAAAAAUAUGAAAACUUCUAAAUUUUUCCAGAAAAAACCUGGUACUAUGCAGUUUUAAUAUGUUUUCAUUUAAAAUAAAUAUACUGUCACACUGUUGAUUUAAUUUUACACUACGUUUCAUUCAUAAUAUCUAUAUUUUACAAUGAUUCAAAUAACAACUCAAAAUAGAUUAGUUCAUCUCGGAAGAUUAAAUAUUACAUUGCUUUCACCCGUUCUACGACUUCUCUCAACUUAUAAAACUUUAAACAAUUCUUCUAUUGCCGAACCAGUUAAACUCGCUUAUGCCUCUUAUGAAUCAAUGAAAGAAAAUCUAAAUCUUACAAUUAAUCCUAUUGUAAUAAUGCAUGGUUUAUUUGGAUCAAAAAAUAAUUGGAAUUCUUUAUCCAAAGCGAUUCAUCAAAAGAGUCAACGUAAUUGCAGUAGAUGCAAGAAAUCAUGGAGAUUCGCCUCAUUCAUCAAAAAUGUCUUAUAAACAUAUGGCACAAGAUAUCGUGCAAUUAUUAAGUGAUUUAGAAAUAAAAAAAGCUAUUGUAAUAGGACAUAGUAUGGGAGGAUCCGCUAUGAUGUAUUUGGCACUACAUUAUCCACAGUUAAUAGAAAAACUGGUGGUAGUUGAUAUGUCUCCUGCAAGAGCUAGUCCUAAUCUAACAGAAAUGGUGAAAAUUUUUAAAGUCAUGAACUCUAUUAUAUUAGAUGGAAUUCCAUCCUUGUCAAAAGCACGUAAAACGGCAGAAGAACAACUCGCGGAAGUUGUCAAACCAUUACCGUUACGACAAGUAUUUAGAUCAUGUCAUAUUUUGUACCACGGAUAUAUAUAUAUAUAUAUAAAGGCAGAACCUGGAAAAUAUAAAUGGCGUGUCAAUUUACCGGUAUUGGAGCAAAACUUCUCUACUGAAAUUGCAAUAUUCCCUAAUGUAGGAGGAAAAGUUUAUACGGGUCCAACAUUGUUCAUAGGUGGUUCAAAUAGUGAUUACAUAAGAAUCGAAGAUCAUCCUGCUAUUAGGAAAUUAUUUACACGUGCUGAAUUUCUUUAUAUUGCUGGUGCCGAUCAUUGGGUACAUGCAGAUAAGCCAGCAGAAUUUAUCAACAUUGUCACCAAUUUUAUUAAUCAAAGUCAUUCGUGAUAGAUAAUGGGUGAAAAAUAGUAAAAAUAUAACACAGUAUAAACAAAGUGUGAAUCUUAUGUCAG
Molecule: messenger RNA, 1346 nt
Organism: Vespula vulgaris
Lineage: Eukaryota; Metazoa; Arthropoda; Insecta; Hymenoptera; Vespidae
Product: protein ABHD11
Exons: 5
Coding region: 502-1281 (259 amino acids)
Cellular component (GO): mitochondrion
Source: RefSeq, a predicted model, not a curated record